GCCGGUUCCUCGACGCGCUCGAGGCGGACGUGGAUCGGGUCGCGGCCGACAUCACGGCACAGAUGGGCAAGCCGCUCGCGGCGAGCCGCGGCGAGGUGCGCGGGGUCCGCGAGCGCGCCGAGGCGAUGAUGGCGCUCGCGCCGGCGUCCCUCGCGCCGGAGCAGCUCCCCGAGAAGCCAAGCUUCACGCGGCGCAUCGAGAAGGUCCCUGUCGGCGUCGUGCUCGCCAUUGCGCCGUGGAACUACCCGCUGCUGACCGCCGUCAACUGCGUGGUGCCUGCGGUGCUCGCCGGCAACGCCGUGCAGCUCAAGCACUCGCCGCGCACGCCGCUGUGCGCCGACGCCUUUGAGCGCGCCUUCGCCGCCGCCGGCGCGCCGGCGGGCCUCGUGCAGGCGCUACCCUGCAGCAACGAGGCGGUGCACGCGGCCAUCGAGCUGCCGCAGAUUGGCCUCGUCUCUUUCACCGGCUCGGUCAAGGCGGGCCACGCGGUCCACGCCUCCGCGAGCCGCCGCUUCAUCGACACGACGCUCGAGCUGGGUGGCAAGGACGGCGCGUACGUGGCUGCCGACGCGGACGUCGCCGCCGCCGCCGCGUCGCUCGUCGACGGCGCCUUUUACAACGCCGGGCAGUCGUGCUGCGCCAUCGAGCGGGUCUUUGUGCACGAGACGGUACACGAGGAGUUUGUGGCGCGUGCGCUUGAGCUCGUGAGGGCGUACCGGCUCGGCGACCCGCGCGACGGCGCCACCAGCCUCGGCCCGCUCGCUCUCCCCUCCGCGCCCGCCUUUUUGCGCGGGCAGGUGCUCGACGCGACGGCCAAGGGGGCGCGGCUGUUGUGCGGCGGCGUCGAGACGGCGUGCCCCGCGACGGGGCGCGGCCGCUUCUUCGCUCCGGCGCUACUCGACGGCUGCGACCACUCGAUGGCGCUGAUGCGCGACGAGUCCUUUGGGCCCGUGCUCGGCGUGUGCAAGGUCGCCUCCGAUGCCGAGGCGGCCGAGGCGGUGGACGACUCGCCCUUUGGCCUGACCGCCUGCAUCUUCACCUCCGACGUCGAACGCGCCGAGGCCUUUGCGGCGCGCGUCGACGUGGGCACCGUCUUUAUGAACCGGUGCGACUACCUCGACCCGCUGCUGCCGUGGACCGGCGCAAAGGCGUCGGGCAAGGGCGCCAGCCUCUCGGCGCACGGCUUCAAGGCCUUCACUCGGCUCAAGGGAGUCCACUUCAAGCACGACCCGCUGGCGUGAGCCCGAGGCAGAGGGUAGAACGUGUGUCAUAUUCUGUGCCCCCUGGCGCGUUGGCAGCGACCCGGCACGGCAGUCCCAGUCGUCUCGACUCCAUGAGUCCUUCUCUCGACGAGUUUGCGCGCGCCAGCUAGAGCGGGUAGGCUUUAUCGGAGACUGCCCAUCUCUCGUGAGUCUCGAUUUGAGAGACGGUGUAGCAACGAAAAGUGUAGAGUGAAAAAAA
Molecule: messenger RNA, 1461 nt
Organism: Emiliania huxleyi CCMP1516
Lineage: Eukaryota; Haptophyta; Isochrysidales; Noelaerhabdaceae
Gene: ALDH9
Product: aldehyde dehydrogenase
Exons: 2
Coding region: 63-1241 (392 amino acids)
Molecular function (GO): aldehyde dehydrogenase (NAD+) activity
Source: RefSeq, a predicted model, not a curated record